UUCCUCUUGUUUCCUGUUUCAGUAACCAUAAUUCAAGUCAAAAAUGAAGGCCACUGGCCAGCUAUUUUGCAAUUCAAUUGAACAAAAAGCAAGCAGUUAUGUUACACAAUGUGCAUAAAUUCCAGUCCUGAAGGCAUCCUCUUCCUCAGAUGAGAGUUUCUAUCUCAAUAUUCUCACCAGCCUUCUUCCUCUUUUAGUUGAAAUCGUGAUAAAAAAUAUAUAUAUGGGUUUAAACUGCUGCUCAUUCUCAAUCUCAGCCGUCUCAUGUCGUUCGAGUUUCUGUAUCUCAUGUCGUUCGAGUUCCUGUAUCUCAUGUCGUUCAUGUCGUUCGAGUUCCUGUAUCUCAUGUCGUUCAUGUCGUUCGAGUUUCUGUAUCUCAUGUCGUUCGAGUUCCUGUAUCUCAUGUCGUUCAUGUCGUUCGAGUUUCUGUAUCUCAUGUCGUUCGAGUUUCUGUAAAUUUAUUCGUCAAAAGUGCAUUGUUCGAAAGAGGCCAUGUCUAUGUAAGCUCCAAGAUAAUCUUGUUGCCCUGGAGAAGACAAACCAAAAAUUAAUUGAACGAAGACACCAUGUGAUGAAGAGUGUCAUCAAUGCUGAACAGCAACAAAUGAAACGGCUUGACGCUGUGCACGCCUGGCUUUUACGGGUUGAUGAUGUCGAAACUCGAGUCAAAAAACUGCUAAGAGAAAGAUCUCAACAAGUUCACAAAUUAUGUCUUGGAGGCUUCUGUCCCUGGAACUGCUGGUCAGGCUGCAAAUUUGGAAAACAAGUGGAUAAAUUGCUUCAAGAUGUCGUUGCAUUAACCAAUGAAGGAGAUUUUAAAGAGGUUGCUGAAAAGAUGCCAGAGUCUAAAGUGGGCUUGCAAUCAAUGGUUGAUAAAGUUUGGAGCUGCCUUCAGGAAGAACAAGUCGGGACUAUAGGCCUAUAUGGUCCUGGAGGAGUCGGCAAAACAACUUUGUUAAUUGAAAUUGCAAACAAAUUCCUCCGUAGACGGACUGAUUUCAAUGUUGUAAUUUGGGUGGAAGGGUCGAAAAACUUGCAAGUUGGAAAGAUUCAGGAAUAUAUCAGAAAAAGGAUGGGUUUGUCUGACAGAUCAUGGAAGAAUAAAAAUGUUACAGAAAAAGCUACUGAUAUUUUCAAAGCUUUAAACGGGAAGAAGUUUGCAUUAUUAAUUGAUGAUUUAUGGGAGCAAGUUGAUUUACGAGAGGUGGGUGUUCCUCUUCCAAGUCCUGGAAAUGCUUCCAAGUUGAUUUUCACAGCUCGAGAAAUGAAAAUUUGUAGCCUCAUGGAAGCUCACCAGACAUUUAAGGUGGAGUGUUUGAGUGACCAGGAAGCUUGGGAACUAUUUCAGAGUAAAGUCGGAAAAGAAACUCUGGAUAGUCAUUCUGAUGUUCCUCAACUAGCCAGAAAAGUAGCUGAAGAAUGUGGUGGUUUGCCUCUUGCACUGAUUACCAUUGGUCGAGCUAUGGCUUCCAAAAAGGAACCUAAAGACUGGAAGUAUGCAAUUCAAGUUCUCAGAAGAUCAAAUUCUGAAUUUCCAGGUAUGGAGAAGAUCUAUACUCGUGUGAAGUUCAGUUAUGAUAGCUUGCCUAAUGACAUGAUUAAAUCCUGUCUCUUAUACUGUAGUUUAUUUCCGGAAGAUUAUGGUAUUUUGAAAAGAGACUUGAUCAAUUAUUGGAUUGGCGAGGGAUUUGUGAAUGAAUCUAACAGAGAUGAAUCACUAAACAAAGGUUAUUAUAUCAUAGGCUUUCUUCUUCACACAUGUUUGUUACAAGAAGAAAAAGAAGAUAGCUCUCGUGUGAAAAUACAUGAUGUGGUUAGCGAUAUGAGUUUGCGGAUAGCCUGUGAACUUGAGAAGGAGAAGGAAAAUUUUUUGGUCCAUGCAGGAGCUGGAUUAUCCAGUAUUCCAGAUAUCAGCAAAUGGGAAGAUAUGACAAGAAUUUCCUACAUGAAUAAUCAAAUCACAGCUACUCCUGGUGGUAAUCCGAAAUGCCCUCAUCUCGAAACUUUGUUUCUUAACAAUAAUUCCAUUUUGAUGUUGAACAAUUUCCUUUUCGUAGAUAAGCCUAAUCUCAGAGUUCUAAAUUUGUCAUAUAAUCAUUCCUUGAAAAGAUUACCUGAGAAAUGUUUUUCGAAUUUAUUUAUUUUGCAACAUCUUGAUCUCUCAGCGACGGGCAUAGAAAUUUUACCAGAGGAUUUGAAAGCUUUGGUAAAUCUUAAAUACCUGAACUUAGACCGUACAUAUUUUCUCCGGAAAAUCCCUCGAGAAACUUUCUCUUGCCUUUUGAUGUUGCAAGUGUUGAGAUUGUUCAAAUGUGGUUAUUUAUGUGAAGCACAGGAAGACAGCAUUCUAUUUGGUGGUGGUGAAUCUUUGGUGGAGGAAAUGUCGAGAUUGAAAGAUUUGUAUGAACUGAGCAUCACUUUAAAAAGUUUCCAUGCUCUCCAGAAAUUUCUGAGCUCCAAUGAGUUGCAGAAAUGCACUGAAUCUCUAUGUCUUCAGGAUUUAGACGAUUCAUCCGAAUCUCUCAAUGUAUCAUCUUUGGUACAGAUAGAGCAUCUUGAAACGCUUCAUAUUUUGAAGUGUAAACAUCUGGAAGAGAUGACGAUUGAUGUUACAGGCGAAGUUCAAAAUCUCCGAGAAACUCAUGUCCAGAGUCUUCAUGUGGUGAAGAUAAAAUUUUGCCAAAAACUGAAGGACUUGACAUGGCUGAUUCUUGCUCCUAACCUGAAGAUUGUUUCGGUAUCAAACUGCUUUGAUAUGGAAGAAGUAAUCAGUGUUGAGAAAUCGAGUCAAGUGUCAGGGAUGAUCGAAAACCUGAACGUUUUUGAAAAUCUGGAAAGUCUUCGAUUAAAAAAUCUACCAAAUUUGAAGAGCAUCUAUAUGAAUUCCUUGCCUUUCCCGCGUAUGAAGGAAAUGAUUGUGCUUGGCUGUCCAAAUGUUAAGAAGCUUCCACUCGAUUCCAACAGUGGAAAGGCGCGAAAAAUUGUGAUAAAGGGAGAGGAAGAGUGGUGGAAAGAGCUGCAGUGGGAUCGAGCCAUUGAAGAUGCUUUUCUUUCAUGUUUCAUAUCUCAUUGAUGAUGAAAUUUCAGAAAGAUUUCUCGUUGUUAUUGGUUUUUUUUUUUUUUCCUCCUGGUGUGUUAUGUUUUGUAAAAGGGACAGCGGAUGUUAUCUGUUCCUGUCUUUUGUUAAUGGCGUAUCAAUUUUGGAUCCUUGGUUCUAAAA
Messenger RNA from Mangifera indica (mango), 3220 nucleotides. Its product is annotated as probable disease resistance protein At5g63020. The record is from RefSeq and is a predicted model, not a curated record. The coding region runs from base 224 to 3073 and encodes 949 amino acids. Gene Ontology annotation, molecular function: protein binding; ATP hydrolysis activity; ADP binding. Lineage: Eukaryota; Viridiplantae; Streptophyta; Magnoliopsida; Sapindales; Anacardiaceae. The transcript has 2 exons.